AUGGCUCCCGGUAGUCAUCAUACCACCACAUACAAUGAACCCGAGAAUCAACUAAUGCCAGUGCUAGCCAAUACAACCAAUAGACUACCACUUCAGGAAACCAGCGGAAAUAUCCGUUCACCUGUUCAUAAACGUAAGUUUACUGAAGAAGAGCCAACAUCAACAGAAGGUGGUGGAGUAGAUUCAAGUAACUCCCUUCAACAACCUCCAGCCAAAUUGCAUGGGACUCGAUUACGUCUAGAAGUUGUUAAACGGAAUCUUCAACCAGAAAAGCGCCCUCAGGAGUCUCAAGAUCAACACCAACACCAACAUCAACUGCAUCAAAACCAUGAACAAGAACAUAGCAAGGGAAAGUCGCGUUUACAAGGUGCUGAUUUGUAUCAUUGGCAACAACAAUGGAAAAGGAUUAUGAAGGAAUCAGUAGUAUAUUUCGAUGGAGUUGCUGAUUUAAAGAGUCAUCUGGUGGAAGAAGCAGAGUAUAAACGAGCAUAUAAGGCACUUAAAGAGAUAGGAUGUACCAUUACUCCAUUCUAUGAUGGCUCAGUUACAAUAAUAGUGUCCAGGAGAUUAUACUCACAAUCUAAAGCAUAUUCUCAGUCAGAUAUAUUUUAUUAUGCCAGUAAACUGAAAGCUAAAGUUUGGGAUUAUACUAAAGUUUUCCGUUUCCUUAAGAAUUUAGGUGUUCUGGAUGAGAGAUUGAACCAUAGUUUAAAUGAAUCUAAACCUCGCCUAUCAAGUUUGUUGAAGGAAGAAAAAAUUUUCGGGUCAACAGAUAAGGAUCCUAAUGCAAAGCGUGAAGAUUUCCAUUAUUUGGAUAAGAACUUUUUGUUUGUCUAUGAUUUAUCACAACAGGUUCGACCUAUAGCUGUUCGAGAAUGGGUACCCGGUGCUAGUUAUCCAACGAUUUAUCUAACAUUAGAUGGGAAAUGUCCAUUCAUACCUGAUACACUGGAGAAUUCUGAACGGAAAAGAUUAAGGCGACAACAACGAUUUGAAGCUGCAAAGGAAUAUAGGUUAAUUUUAAAACGUGCAAGUGAAGAAAUCGUCUCCCAUUCCAAAAAGCUGUUCAAUUCACCGUCCAAAAGUAAUAAUGAUGAUGAGCGAGGUAUGAAAAAUUUGAAAAAUAAGCUUUCAGAAGAAGAAAACGAAAUGCAGAUCGAUACUACUACUGUUGAUGAUUAUGACAAUAAUAAUGAGAAUGAUCAUUCCACUACUAGAGAAUAUAUUACAGCUCAAGAUGAAGAAGAAUCCAGUAAUAAAGUUGCUGAAUUAUUAUCUUUGAGAAGGCCACCAGCACUUGUCCGGAAUUCAUCAUGUGUUCAACCUUCUCAAAGAUUUUUUGAUGUUGCUGCAUCUGGUUUCAACGGAGCAUCUAAUGCUAUGAGUUUUUCAAUGGAUUCAACACUCAACAGUGCCGCAAAUCAAGGUGGAAAUGGAUUGGGACCAACUAUGUCACAAGUUUCUUCACGUAACUUCAACAAUUUAAAGCGGCGGAUUGUUAUCAAAAGACAACAGUUGGAGAAGAAGCAAGCACAAUUAGAUUCAAGUGAAAGGGAUAGUAAGCCUGGGUAUUGCGAGAACUGUCGUGUUAAAUAUGACUGCUUUGCUGAUCAUAUUAAGAGUAACCGUCACCGUAACUUUGCCUGUGAUGAUCGCAACUUCAAAGAUAUUGAUAAGUUGAUCCGAAUUCUUAAUGAGAAUAAAUCUUUAGGGCAAGUAGUCUCUAAUGGAGACUUCAAUUAUGCAUGA
Messenger RNA from Lizanozyma spartinae, 1749 nucleotides. It is a transcript of the gene DBF4, whose product is annotated as protein serine/threonine kinase activating protein. Gene Ontology annotation, biological process: positive regulation of nuclear cell cycle DNA replication; regulation of cell cycle phase transition. NCBI's taxonomy places the organism in Eukaryota, Fungi, Ascomycota, Pichiomycetes, Serinales, Debaryomycetaceae. Gene Ontology annotation, cellular component: nucleus; Dbf4-dependent protein kinase complex. Gene Ontology annotation, molecular function: protein serine/threonine kinase activator activity; zinc ion binding; nucleic acid binding. Bases 1 to 1749 code for a protein of 582 amino acids. The transcript has a single exon. The record is from RefSeq and is a predicted model, not a curated record.